AUGUUGGGAUGUAGACCAGCUGAUACACCAGUUGAAGCAAAUGUUUGUUUAUCUAGUCAAACAGGUGAACCUGUGGACAAAGGACAAUACCAACGUCUGGUGGGAAAAUUGAUCUAUUUAUCCCACACACGACCUGAUAUCACCUUUGCUGUUACCAUGGUCAGCCAGUUUAUGCAUGACCCAUACUCCUCUCAUUGGGAAGCCGUUAUUCGGAUACUCCGAUACUUGAAGGCAGCUCCAGGUAAAGGAGUCCUUUUCUCGCCUCAUUCUCAUCUUCGAAUUGAGGCCUUUAUCGAUUCACAAUUGGCCAGUUCUCCUGACGACAGAUGCUCUACAUCUGGUUAUUGUACAUUGGUUGGAGGUAACUUGGUCACAUGGCGCAGCAAGAAGCAGACUGUGGUUGCCCGAUCAAGUGCUGAAGCCGAAUUUCGUGCCAUGUCUCAUGGCAUCUGCGAGCUGAUGUGGAUUAAAGGCCUAUUACAGGAUUUGGCUAUCGAUGUACCUUUGCCUAUGAUGUUAUAUUGUGACAACAAGUAUUCUAAGGAGAUUCAAGAUGUAUAUGAAAUGCUUUUGCUUGAUGCUAUUGAAGGAUAG
Telopea speciosissima is the source of this 594-nucleotide messenger RNA. Its product is annotated as secreted RxLR effector protein 161-like. The transcript has 2 exons. NCBI's taxonomy places the organism in Eukaryota, Viridiplantae, Streptophyta, Magnoliopsida, Proteales, Proteaceae. The record is from RefSeq and is a predicted model, not a curated record. The coding region runs from base 1 to 594 and encodes 197 amino acids.